CAAAAGUUUGUUUACUGUAGAUACGGAGAUUUUCGAAGUUAUCUUACUUUGUUAUAAAAAAAUAAAUAAAAUAAUGCCAGCCGCCGCUCAUGUAAUAAUUAACUAUGGACCUUAUAAUUCCUGUGGUCUAGUUCAACAUCGCGAUUGUAGAUUAGAAGGCUUGAUAAGUGUUCUAGAAAAAUAUAAUCAUACUGUAGAAAAAAGACAAAUACCUGACUGGAAUGUAGUAGAAGUAUGGGUUAAUGGUGAAAAGAUAUAUUCAUGUGACAUAAGGGAUUUAGACUAUGGUGGAGACGGUGAAUUAGAUGAACUAUGUGAAAACGCUUUAGAAAGAGUGUUUAAAGCAUUCUGA
This is a messenger RNA of Dimorphilus gyrociliatus, 352 nucleotides long. Lineage: Eukaryota; Metazoa; Annelida; Polychaeta; Dinophilidae. The record is from the annotation of a GenBank genome assembly.